This is a messenger RNA of Tympanuchus pallidicinctus (lesser prairie-chicken), 3625 nucleotides long. It is a transcript of the gene SMAD2, whose product is annotated as SMAD family member 2. The transcript is spliced from 9 exons. Gene Ontology annotation, cellular component: heteromeric SMAD protein complex. Gene Ontology annotation, molecular function: RNA polymerase II cis-regulatory region sequence-specific DNA binding; I-SMAD binding; DNA-binding transcription factor activity, RNA polymerase II-specific. NCBI's taxonomy places the organism in Eukaryota, Metazoa, Chordata, Aves, Galliformes, Phasianidae. Gene Ontology annotation, biological process: transforming growth factor beta receptor signaling pathway; anatomical structure morphogenesis; BMP signaling pathway. The record is from RefSeq and is a predicted model, not a curated record. Bases 529 to 1839 code for a protein of 436 amino acids.
AUAUAAAAAAAAACUGGCUGUCAUUUCUUCCAAUCCUUUUGAAGUACAAAUAGAGACGAAUGCCAGACAGAGCUCAAGAUUCAGCAUCCCUCCUGAUGUUUUAUGUGUCCCGACUGGGGUAGUUGAUAUCAAAUGCAAGGGUGUCGGAAUUCAAAACAAACACAACUACGCCACUCAGGUAGCUACAAAAUGAGACUUUAAAUAUUCUUUAAUGGAUUUUUGAAAGAGUUGAUGAUUUAAAUUAGUGACGUCUUGGAAGGUUGAUUAUCUAUCGGCUGUCGAGUUGUAAGUUAGAGCCACGGAGUAAACUCAUCAUCAAAAUUUAAAGUGAAUUUCAGAUCCGCCUUCUGAACUAUUACCUGAAUUGUUUGGAGGUGGCGUGUCCUACAGCAUUUGAUAAUGGAAGAUCCUAAGCAAGGAGCGUUCUCAAGUAAAACCUCGGUGCUAAUGUGUCUGUUUCGGUUUGCGUUUUUAGGGAUCAGACAGAAAUCUCUAACUGUGUGCUGAGCGUUCUGUCUGGUGGGAAUCAUGUCAUCCAUACUGCCAUUCACUCCACCGGUUGUGAAGAGACUUCUUGGGUGGAAAAAAUCUGCUGGUGGUUCCGGAGGGGCCAGCGGUGAGCAGAAUGGGCAGGAGGAGAAGUGGUGCGAAAAAGCGGUGAAAAGCUUGGUCAAGAAGCUAAAGAAAACAGGACAGCUGGAUGAGCUUGAGAAGGCCAUUACCACUCAGAACUGCAAUACCAAGUGUGUGACCAUACCAAGAUCUCUCGAUGGCCGGCUACAGGUGUCGCAUCGUAAAGGACUUCCGCACGUCAUCUACUGUCGUCUGUGGCGCUGGCCGGACCUUCACAGCCACCAUGAACUUAAAGCAAUUGAAAACUGUGAAUACGCUUUUAAUCUUAAGAAGGACGAAGUGUGUGUAAACCCAUACCACUACCAGAGAGUGGAGACACCAGUCUUGCCUCCUGUCCUGGUGCCACGGCACACUGAGAUCCUGACAGAGCUUCCACCUCUUGAUGACUACACCCAUUCCAUUCCUGAGAACACUAAUUUCCCAGCUGGAAUUGAACCACAGAGCAACUACAUACCAGAAACACCACCUCCAGGAUAUAUCAGUGAAGAUGGAGAAACAAGUGACCAGCAGUUGAACCAAAGCAUGGAUACAGGAUCUCCAGCAGAGCUGUCUCCCAGUACUCUCUCUCCAGUCAACCAUAGCCUGGACUUGCAGCCAGUCACUUACUCGGAGCCCGCAUUCUGGUGUUCAAUAGCAUAUUAUGAGUUGAAUCAAAGAGUGGGAGAAACCUUCCAUGCAUCACAGCCUUCUCUGACUGUAGAUGGCUUCACAGAUCCAUCCAAUUCCGAACGGUUUUGUCUAGGUCUGCUUUCCAACGUCAACAGAAACGCGACAGUGGAAAUGACAAGGCGGCACAUAGGGAGGGGAGUGCGUCUCUAUUACAUCGGCGGCGAAGUCUUUGCUGAGUGUCUCAGUGAUAGCGCAAUUUUUGUUCAGAGCCCCAACUGUAAUCAAAGAUAUGGCUGGCAUCCUGCAACUGUCUGCAAAAUCCCACCAGGAUGCAAUCUAAAAAUCUUUAAUAACCAAGAAUUUGCUGCUCUUCUGGCUCAGUCUGUGAAUCAGGGUUUUGAAGCAGUUUAUCAGCUUACCAGAAUGUGUACCAUCAGGAUGAGUUUUGUUAAAGGAUGGGGAGCUGAGUACAGGCGGCAGACCGUGACAAGCACUCCUUGCUGGAUUGAGCUCCAUCUGAACGGACCUCUACAAUGGCUGGACAAAGUAUUGACUCAGAUGGGCUCCCCUUCAGUACGCUGCUCCAGCAUGUCGUAAAACUCCUUCCUCUGCUACCAGUGGGCUAAAUACUAAGACCUGUCAACAGACUUCAUAGAAAAGCUCGUCUAUCGUAGUAUUUGUGUGUGGUCCUCAUGAACUCUCUACUAUCCAAAAAAAGCUUUUUUUUUUUUUUUAUUAAUGAAAAACAGCACUUGAGGUCUCAUCAAUUAAAGCACCUUGUGGAUUCUGUUUCCUAUACUCUGAUACUAGAUGAAAACUUAGUAUAUAGAAAUGCCUUCUUCAGAGAGAAGAAGGAACAGCUCUAAAGAUUCUUAAUGGUGUUUUUAUUGGGUAUAUAAUUGAGUGUCCUAAUGGUUUAUCAAUAACAUGAAUAGCUAAGUAUACGUAAAGGUAAUGUAUCAUGAUCUCAGAUAUCACAGUAUUGUGCUGUUCUACAUUUUAGUUCCCAUAGUUAGAUGUUUGGUUUGUUUUUAGAUUGAGGCAAAUCUCUCAUAAAAUUUCAAGACUUGACUCCUAUCUUCUUUUAUAUUUUUUUUAUAUAAGCAGGUUUUCAAGUUGUCCUAAACAUAAAAAGCAGACUUUAGUUGUAUACAAGCUUAACUUUUUUGCUGCCUUCUUAAAGAAAAAUCCCUCCCUUGGAAGGGAAAUAAAUGUCUGAGAUUUAUCUGAAAUCUCAAGACAAUUUGUAUAUUCUUAAUGGGGCCUAAAAUGAAUCUCUGUACUCUAAAUUCUGAGUAUCCAUCACACUAGGAGUCUACGUUUCCCUGCCCAUAUGAGCUGAUGCAUCUGUUGCCAGCAGUAUUGCUGGCACUGUUUUUUUAGGAUUUUUUUGUACCUUGGAUCACUGAAGUCAGUGCUUUUCUUUUUCUCAUAGAGUUGAUGAUAGCGUUGGAUACUGGAUUAAAUACAAAAGUGACUUACCCCUAACGUCUGUGUGCUUUCAAUAAGCAGACGCUACUGAAAAUCUAGGGUUUUUUUUGUUUGUUUUGGAGCCAAACACUUUGAAAAAUCCUUUCCCAGGGUAAACUAGACUCUUUCUAAUAGGUUUUAAAUAGAUGCAGCUUCUUAACAUGUUUCAGUAACAGAACGUAAAUCUCUGAUCUGAUUAGCUUUGUACAGCUUACUGACAUACCAGGUCAUACUCAUUCAUUAUGUCAUAACGGGCCUUGUUAUUAAAAGUAGUUGCUUCUGCAAAACCUUUAGGAUAGUGGUUGCUGAGGUAUGACCAGCGAAGGAGGGUUUCUAGGUUCUUCACAACUGUGCAUGUUAUUGUGAACCCUUGGACACUACAACUGCACCAUGUUAAAAAUACUCUGAAAUAUAUUCUGCAGAUAAGUCUGGGUUGGGGAAGGGUUGGGAAACUGUAUAGAAGGGUUAUUCUGACUUGACAAGUAUACAUCUUACUAACAAUCUUGUGAUCUAGCUGUCUGUCAUUCUUAUGUCACUGUGGCAGUAGCAGGAUUGCUUUUGUCCUUUCCCAUGGUUUCACGCGUUGCACCAGCACUGUACGUUGUCAGUACGGCUAGUGAUAACUUGGAGAACAAAAACGUGGCCAGUGUUACAGCUUUCAGUACUGACUGAGCUGAGGGUAGUCGUGGAUAUUCUUAUGCCAUAAUGACUAGGACAUAGAAGCAAUACCAAAAAAUCGAGCUUUGAAGAAGAGGGCCAACCACCUUUUGAAAAUUGACAAAGCAGUUACCAGUUUGUGCUAGUUUUACCAGUAGACUAAUGUAUUGGUAGAACUUGUGAACCUAAGAAAUAAGCUUCAUGAGUGUUGCAUUUGCCUAAUACGUGAAUACACUAAUAAAAGUUUUAAUUCUCA